Messenger RNA from Ectocarpus sp. CCAP 1310/34, 1245 nucleotides. The record is from the annotation of a GenBank genome assembly. NCBI's taxonomy places the organism in Eukaryota, Phaeophyceae, Ectocarpales, Ectocarpaceae.
UUUAUCGAGAAGUACAAGCACGAGGCUGGCGCUAUCUUGAAGUGCGCUACUGCGCCCUCCACCACCAUGAUGGUGGCCCUAGUUCACCACAGUCCUGACGACGACGGGCGGCAUGAGACAGACGCAUGGGUGUUCGUGUCGAGUGACCCCAACCAUGACUUCGAUUUCCACACAUACGCCAUGGACAUCAUCCUUCAGUACUACAUCACGGGGGAUGGGCGCGCCGCUACUGCUGGAACCCCGAUCCCGAAGGUGCAUAUCUUCACCGACGGGUGCGCCAAACAGUACAAGGGGAAGCGCAACUUUCACGCCGUGGCCAAGAGCUUGCACAGGCUUGAUGCCAUCCUCAUCCACAACUUCGCAGUCACGUCGCACUUCAAAGGCGCCCACGAUGGCAUCGGAGGGUUGCUGAAGGCUCUGUUGCGAGAAGCGGAGAAAAGGGGCCAGCGCAUUCACGACACUCAAGCCGCAGCCGACUUCCUCAAAGCCUACGCCGAGGCAAAGGAGGAUGGAGGAGGCCACUUUUCAACCUGGUCUCCUUACCGGAUCAAGAGGUUCCACAUCAAGCUUCUUGGACACCGAGAGAUCCCCCGCCGUUGAUUUGACCCGCAUCUCUGGGAGUUCCAAGCUGUACCAGUUCAUGGGAGCGGAGGUCCAGCAGGAGGAGAGCUCGGGCGCAGGCGUAGAGGUGCAGACAGAGAGCGGGGUUCCCCUCGUAGGCGAGAAAGAGGUUGUAGCCAACCCGCAGAGAUGGCAGGCGGACGAAUCAAUCGUUCUGACGCUUCCGGCUGUCACGAAGCGAUACGAGCUACGCGUUCGUCAGGCGUCGUGCUGCUGCUCGAAGUGCAGUGUUGGAGCUUACGACGACUGCUUCCCGGCCAAGAAGUAUGCGGGGGUGCUGGGCAUGGUGAAGGCUGUGUCGGGCAAGCACCAGGUUACUCCGACGUCUUCUGGUGUUGGGAAUUGAGGGGUGUCCGUGGUGCACCUCAUGUCCUCGUGAUUGGCGCAUUUUUCCCUUCGAUGUUCUUUUGUUUUUUUGGUAAUUUUGUUGCAGUAUUUGUACUCUUUUUGUUGCUGUGUGCUGUGUGUUGCAUGUUGCUGUAUUCAUGUGCAGCAGCAGGUCAUCUCCCUCGCGGUUUGGGGUAUUAAUGAAGGGUCUCCAGCAGGAGAAAACGAUAUUUGCCGGCGUUGGUGGCUAAAUAUUUUCACGGUUUGUAGCCCAAAUGGACCGUCUUUUUCCAUAUA